Messenger RNA from Spinacia oleracea (spinach), 2370 nucleotides. RefSeq names its product cysteine-rich receptor-like protein kinase 10. Gene Ontology annotation, cellular component: plasma membrane. The transcript has 7 exons. Bases 226 to 2214 code for a protein of 662 amino acids. The record is from RefSeq and is a predicted model, not a curated record. Gene Ontology annotation, biological process: defense response to bacterium; protein phosphorylation. Lineage: Eukaryota; Viridiplantae; Streptophyta; Magnoliopsida; Caryophyllales; Amaranthaceae. Gene Ontology annotation, molecular function: ATP binding; protein serine/threonine kinase activity.
AACGAUGAUUAUUAUUCUUGGUAAAAGUCAUCACACGAUAAUGCAUAAAAUGGUCAAAUAAAUCGUUUCUUAGAACUUUGUCACAAAAAAAAAUUAAAAAUAAUAUCAGUGUUGUGUACUCCCAAUAUUUUCUGUCUUGGCAAAUGGCAAAUGGCAAUUAGUAUCAUGUAGCAGAAGCUAUCGUUGGAAGUAAGGCUCUUGGAUUGUUGUUGCAUUAGUAGUAGUAUGGAGGUGAUAUAUCGUCCAUCAAUACUUGUUGCAUUUUAUAUCGUAAUUAUAUUUACUCUGAAAACAAAAUCCGAAAGCAUUCCUGAUCAACAACCGCGCGGGAUGUACCGUAGGUGUACGAAGUCCAUAAAUUUUAGUCCCAACAACACAUACAACUCUACUCUUAACACCCUCCUCAACCGUCUUACCUCUAACGCAUCCCCCAACCCAAGUGGAUUCUACAGCACCUCAGUGUACGACAGCAGCGUUAACAAUACCUUCCAGGGCUAUUUUCUCUGCCGUGGAGAUCUAGAUAACGCUGCCUGCCACUCCUGCGUGUCCAUGGCGGUGGCGAGAGACGGUUCAGUAUGCUCCAGAAGUAAUAUGGAAACGACAAUUUAUUACAACAGAUGUAUGAUCAGGUUCUCUAAUAAUACUCUACUUGGAGUAUUGGCUUUAGAACCAGAAUAUAGUGAGCAAGGUCCUAAUCCUAUAGGAAGCAAUAAUGAUGAUUUGGAACAACUGAUUGGGAACAUGUUUAAUGCUUUGGCGUUUCGAGCUGCAAAUGAUCAAUCGGGAAGGAAGUUUGCAACGACGUCGGUGACUUUAACUGCGUUAACAACUUUGUAUGGUUCGGCGCAGUGUACGCCUGACUUGAGCGUGGGUGAUUGUCACAUUUGCUUGACGAAUGCAAUUGGGAACCUUCAACUUGAUAGGUCCGGUUGGAAUUUUUUAGUGCCAAGCUGUAAUAUGAGAUUCGAAACCUACCCGUUUUUCGACGCUGCCGGAUAUUCGCUGCUAUCCCCGCCGCCGCCGGUGAUUACUGGAUUCAGUAAUGGGAGGACGAACAUAUCAAUUGGGUUGAUCAUAGGUAUUGUUGCUGCGGCAGCUAUAACUGCGGCGGUAUUGCCUACUAUAGGCCUUUGUUUGAUCAAUAAGAAGGUUGAAAAGUAUCAUGCUAUUUCUACUAUGUUAACGAAACAGGGUGACGAUAACAUGACCGUUGAGUCCUUACGAUAUGACCUAGCUCAACUUCAAUCUGCAACAGAUAAUUUUUCGAAAGAGAAUAAGUUAGGUGUUGGCGGAUUUGGAGUUGUCUAUAAGGGUACACUGUUGAAUGGACAAAAUAUAGCAGUGAAGAGGUUGUCAACAAACGCUAACCAAGGUGAAGAAGAAUUCAAGAAUGAGGUGCUGUUAGUAGCCAAGCUUCAACAUAGAAAUUUGGUGAGGCUUUUGGGAUUUUGCUUAACGGAAGAAGAAAAACUACUUAUCUACGAAUUUGUCCCUAACAAAAGCCUUGACAAUUUCCUUUUUGAUCGUGAGAAGAGAAGACAACUAGACUGGAACACGCGGUACAACAUUAUAGGAGGAGUAGCUCGAGGAAUGCUUUACCUCCAUGAAGAUUCUCGGCUUAAAAUCAUACAUCGUGAUCUUAAAACAAGUAAUGUGUUGUUAGAUGAAAGUAUGAGUCCAAAAGUUUCAGAUUUUGGCACAGCAAGGAUAUUUGGGGCUGAUCAGACUCAUGGCACCACAGGGAGGAUUGUAGGGACACUCGGUUACAUGGCACCUGAGUACGUAAUGCAUGGGAAAUUCUCUGCCAAAUCCGAUGUAUACAGUUUCGGUAUACUUGUAUUAGAAAUCAUCAGCGGAGAAAAAAGUUGUGAUUUCUGUGAAAAGGACGGUGCAACUAACCUCAUUGCCUAUGCAUGGAAGCAUUGGAGAAAUGGCACACCUCUAGAAUUCGUGGAUGAGAGUAUAAGAGAUCAAAGCUCCAUGGAAGAGGUGAUAAGAUGUGUGAAUCUUAGUUUGUUGUGUGUUCAAGAUGUAGAGCAACGACCUUUGAUGUCGACGAUAGUGCUUAUGCUAAAUAGUUUCUCAACUAUUAUACCGCUACCUAAGGAACCAACGCUCAAUUUUCCUAGCACUACGAAUCCGGGCUACACGAGGGACACUAAUAACUCCAUACAACGAUCUUUGAGUGACAUAUCUAUUACCAUUCCAAGAUAGCGAUCGAUUAUUAUUUAAUUAAAUGCUACUCACUACUAUACAUAACUGAUUAUUACAUUUGUAAAUUAUACUUCCUCUGUUCUUUUUUAAAUGACACAACUAUUUAGGCACGUUUGCCAAUAUAUGAUUUCAAACGUUAAUAGCUUCAAUUAUGGA